Molecule: messenger RNA, 826 nt
Organism: Rhizophagus irregularis DAOM 181602=DAOM 197198
Lineage: Eukaryota; Fungi; Glomeromycota; Glomeromycetes; Glomerales; Glomeraceae
Source: RefSeq, a predicted model, not a curated record
AUGAACCCUACGGGGGUGCCAGGUUCUUCACGGGCUGUUUCUUCACAGGCUGUUUCUUCUCGGGGUUCUUCACAGGCUGGUUCUCAACAAGAACUAAUUCUUAUAUCAUCAGAUGAGGAUAUAACAAUUAAAAUGGAAAAAAGCGACACUGCUGUAACUAGCGGUAUUAGUGAAAAAGGUGAAGAAAGCGCUGUAACCAGCGCCACUAAUGAAAAAGAAGAUGAAAGCGCUGGCGUUGUAACCAGCGUCACUAAUGAAAAAGAAGAUGUAAGCGCUGUAACUAGCGCUACUAAUGAAAAAUACAGGGGUACUAAAAAGGCCGUCAAAAAAAAAAUACUAACGAUGGCGACAAAAAUUCCAGAAAAGCCAUCAGCGAUAAAGCAAAGGGAAAAGCCCCAGUCCAAUCAAGUUCAGACGAUUCAAAAGGAAGUUAUUUGGAAUUAUGAUGCGUUACCAGAAGGGAGAAGGAUUGAUUUGGGUCAAACAUUCACUAAUCAGCGAAAUCGCGUUAUUAACGAUAUUAUACCUAGUAUAAUGGAAAAUAUUAAUAAUAAUAUAUUUCCUAUUUCUAACGAAAUUUUAUAUGAUAUAAUUCACUCCCUUCAUCGUCAUCGACGUGAAGAGCACCUUAAAAAGAAUCGGUCAUCGUCAAGAAAAAAACUGCAAGAAAAAAGAAAACAUUCCAAUUCCAUACGCUAUUACGUGAGUAAAUAAAGUUUUGUACAGUGUAUAUAUUUGCUUAAUACUAACUUCUUAUCUAAUACAGAAAAGAUUAAAAAGGGGAAGACUAAUAAAACAUUUACAGAUGGUGAAAAAUUCAUUAGUC